AGACCAUCAGUCAUCAUCAUGAGUCCGAAGAGUAUCUAUCCCGGGUGGGCACCGCGCACCCGCGGCCCGCGGUCUCUCGGGCCGCGCCGCCGCUGUCCGCGCAGCAUCGGGCGUUGCUUGCUGCUCAUUUGGCAGCCGCCGCCAGCCGCUUGGCUGGGAAACGUCUUACGCACAGGGAUAUAGCGGCUCGCAACUGCGUGCUGACUUCCACUCUGACGCUCAAGCUGUCUUACCCGGCGCUCUCAAGGGGACCCGACUCGCACGAGUAUUACAAACACCAUGAACAGGUGAUCCCACUGCGUUGGUUGCCCUCCGAAGCUGUGUUAGAGGGAGACUACUCCACCAAGUCCGACGUAUAUAUGUUCGCAGCUACGGUCUGGGAGAUCUACACAAAAGCAGAGCUUCCGUUCUGCAAGCUGAACGACAACUCUGUGCUGGAAAGACUUAAGGCGGGCUCGCUGGACUGGCCGAUCCCGGAGUCGAUGCCCGAAGCGCUCGCCGACUUACUCAAACGUUGCUGGAGCAAGUCACCAGCCGACAGGCCGCAAUUCUCCGAAAUUUGCGAGGAGACGGCCGCCAUAUUGCAAAAGAUCACUACCGACAGCGCUGCGCAAGCUUCGACGGAAAAAGAAGAAAAUGAACAAUAGGUAUGCAUUACAAAGAUAGAGACAGAUUUAGUAUGACAGACUUAUGCCCGUUUUCACCAUCAAUUCAUUAUUUUUAGG
This is a messenger RNA of Ostrinia furnacalis (Asian corn borer), 725 nucleotides long. RefSeq names its product inactive tyrosine-protein kinase 7-like. The annotation marks the transcript as partial. The transcript has 5 exons. The record is from RefSeq and is a predicted model, not a curated record. Lineage: Eukaryota; Metazoa; Arthropoda; Insecta; Lepidoptera; Crambidae. Gene Ontology annotation, biological process: protein phosphorylation. Gene Ontology annotation, molecular function: transmembrane receptor protein tyrosine kinase activity; ATP binding.